Molecule: messenger RNA, 2028 nt
Organism: Nematocida homosporus
Lineage: Eukaryota; Fungi; Microsporidia
Product: DNA replication licensing factor MCM5
Exons: 1
Coding region: 1-2028 (675 amino acids)
Biological process (GO): DNA replication initiation; double-strand break repair via break-induced replication
Cellular component (GO): MCM complex; nucleus
Molecular function (GO): ATP binding; 3'-5' DNA helicase activity; single-stranded DNA helicase activity
Source: RefSeq, a predicted model, not a curated record
AUGCAGUCUACUAGAGAACAGAUCUAUGAAAUUGGUUUAGCCAAUGAUGAUAAUGUACUAUCGGAUGAACAGUUGAAAAACAUGUUCAAAACCUUUGUUGACACUUUCCGAAUUGGAACAGAAUAUAUCUAUCGCGUUGAAUUGGCCAAAGAAGAUAAGACUUUACGAGUAAUUGUUGAACAUUUAGGAAUGUUUGAUAAGAAAUUGUUCCAAGCCGUUCUAUCUCGACCUUUGCAUUACAUUGAUCUGUUUAGGAGUGCUAUUAAUGAUGCCAGCUUAACCACAAUUGAACGUGAAAUCGAAAUGGUUUCCCAAUCAACUAUUAUUCCCAUCAGAAAAUUAGAUGCUGAACACUUAAACAGAAUUUCAACUGUUCGUGGAAUAGUCCUUUCUGUUUCAUCGAUCGCCACUCGCUCCAUCUCUCUUUACGUCUUCUGCAAGACCUGUAUGAACUCCAAGAUGGUUAAUGAAGCCAUUCCCAAAAAGUGCGAGUCAUGCAGUGGAACAGAUACGUUUAUUGCUAUCCCUGAGAAGAGUAUUCUCCAGGACUCACAAAUGAUCAAAGUCCAGGAGGUUUUUGAAGAUCUACCAACUGGUGAUAUUCCACGUCAUUUAAUGGCUAUGGCUACUGGAGGACUAGUAGAUCGAGUGGUUCCUGGCAGUACAGUAACAAUCACUGGAGUGUACAUGAUUGGUCAUACUAAGCAGGCCACUCCUUUCAUUCGUAUCUUUGGUAUGGAUACCAAUACAGGUGCAGCUGGUAUUCAGCCCAUGCACCGACCGCUUAAGAAAGCUAUGACCAGUCAUGCCCCUAUUCCCCGCCAGACUAUUAUCAAAAGUAUUGCUCCGGAAGUCUUUGGUCAUAAAGAUAUCAAACUAGCAUUAGCAUGUGCUCUGUUUAGUGGAGUGAGACGGUCGUUUGGUGAUGGUAUAACUGUACGAGGAGAUAUUAAUGUACUUUUACUGGGUGAUCCAGGUAUUGCUAAGAGUCAGAUGUUAAAGUUUCUAGCUAAUGUAUCUACGCGUGGAGUGUAUACUAGUGGUAAGGGUGCUAGUGCGGCUGGGUUGACGGCUUCAGUAUGUAAAGACCGAAUGGGUCAGUUUUACUUGGAAGGUGGUGCUUUAGUUCUGGCCGAUGGCGGACUGUGCUGUAUUGAUGAGUUUGAUAAGAUGCAGGAACGAGAUAGAGUGGCUAUUCAUGAAGCCAUGGAGCAGCAGACUAUUUCUAUUUCUAAAGCCGGGAUUGUGACAUCUUUGAAUUCUCGUUGUGCUGUGGUGGCUGCAGCUAACCCGAUUUUUGGGCGGUACGAUGAGAGUAAGGCUCCAGGAGAGAAUAUUGAUUUUGGCGUGACUAUUUUAUCUCGUUUUGACUUAGUUUUUGUGAUUAGAGACAAUCUUAUCAGUGAUAAGCAAAUUGCCUGGCACGUGCUUACGCGUAGUACUAGGCAGGCCCAUACUGAAAGUACGCAAAGUGAAGUAGAGAUCGAAGAGCAGGACCAUCUUUCAGCCGAAGCACUCCGGGACUAUGCCGCCUAUGCCCGAACGAUCAACCCGGAAAUCGAAGAAGAUGCAUCGCAGCGGCUGCAAGCCUUCUAUAUUCAAACAAGGAAAACGGCCCGAGAGUGCAAAGAUAGCAAAAAAGCACCAAUUCCCAUUACUGUACGACAGUUAGAAGCCAUUACGCGAAUCAGUGAAGCCUUAGCGCGAAUGGAGUUAGAAACCGUAGUAACUACCGAGCAUGUGGAAGAAGCCAUUCGUCUUUUUACGGAAAGUACAAUGAAAGCCGUUAUUAUGGGUCAUUUUGUGGAGGGAAUGCCUCGUAAAGAGUGGACUAAGGAGUAUACGGCAGCCGAGACUGCAAUUCGCCGGGCUCUACCAGUAGGAGUCUCUAAAUCAUAUAGCGCCUUGGUCAAUGAACUUUGUCGGCAGCAUAGUGAGGGAGUAGUCACCAAGUGUAUUGAGGGGCUAGUUCGUGGCGAAAAGCUCAGUCUACUCAAUGGAGGAAGACUCAUUGUAAGAAUGCCAUAA